Rhipicephalus microplus (southern cattle tick) is the source of this 3568-nucleotide messenger RNA. RefSeq names its product zinc finger protein 341. Gene Ontology annotation, molecular function: DNA-binding transcription repressor activity, RNA polymerase II-specific; RNA polymerase II cis-regulatory region sequence-specific DNA binding. Gene Ontology annotation, cellular component: nucleoplasm. NCBI's taxonomy places the organism in Eukaryota, Metazoa, Arthropoda, Arachnida, Ixodida, Ixodidae. The record is from RefSeq and is a predicted model, not a curated record. Gene Ontology annotation, biological process: regulation of transcription by RNA polymerase II.
AGUAACCGAAACGUAUCUCUCCUACGCAUGUAUUAGUGUCUGGAAUGUUAUCUUCCAAUUCUUUUUCAGGGAAUAAUUUUCAGAAUUGCACCAUAGGUCCAUGGCACAAUUAUUGAUUGAUGCGCUAACAGGAAAUGUCCUGGAUGCCCAAACAGUAUUAGCUGUACAGGAACUUCUUGAGGCUAGCCAGCCAGGAGCUCAAAAUGAAAGGGUGGAAGUGGUUCCGGCUGCUAAUGAGAGUGAAGAAGAAGGGGAAGAAGACACAUUCAAAUGUGGCAAGUGCAAAAGGAAGUUCACCCAGAUCACUGCCUACUUUGCACACAAGAAGGAGCCAUGCACAGGCAAGCUACCAACGAGCCUGUGGCACAGGCCCACUCAUAGCACCUCAACCACCGUGGGCUCCAUUGACCGGUUGGCAGCUGCUUCUCAGACGCUGACAGCUCUGCGGCAGUCCUUACCUCGAAACGCACGUGUCAUUUUGAGUGAAGCUGACCUUUUGGCACUUUCAAGCUCACUGGAAGGAGCCCCCCAGAUUGCUCUUGAAGAGCAAACUGGCAACAGUGGCGAAGACCCCAUGGGACAAGAUGUUCUGCUGUCAUCAGACCUGUCAGAAGCUGCCACUUGCUCGGCCGUUGUCACUGUGUCACAGGCAACUUUAGAAGGGGACCAAGCUGAGGCGAAUAAAAGUCCAGUUUCUUCUCUCUCAGUUUACACUCGGCCAUUGAAUGCGAUGACUACGACAGGACUCGCCCAAGACCUUGUGGCUGUGGAGAAGAUGACUGCUGGUGAGAGCACCGUGAUAGAGAUGCUGCCUUCGGGUGACUUGAUGACCUCAGAGCUCCAGGUGCAGGUUGAUGAAAAAGGAGUUGAGUUUAUUGUUGCCAAUACUGCUGAGCUAAAGGAAAUACCACGACCUGCUGUACAAGCUGUAGCAACAAGUGUCACCCGGGGCAAGCGGCGAAACCAGAUGGCCUCGGAAACCGCUUCCCAGAAAGGGGGGAAGACUCAGACGUGCCCGUUCUGCAGCAAGGCCUUCUGUAAAAACUUUGACCUGCAGCAGCAUAUUCGCUCACACACAGGGGAAAAACCGUUUCAAUGUGUCAUCUGUGGUCGUGGCUUUGCCCAAAAGUCUAAUGUGAAAAAGCACAUGCAAACGCACAAGGUUUGGCCCAAUGGCUUGUCGUGUACACUGCCACCACAGCUUGUUUCAGAUGGCUCACAGUCAUCUGUGGAAGACCCUAACGGCAAGGAUGACAAUGCAGGAAUCAAGAAGGCGGUUACUGCAGAUGACGUAGCCCUGGUGAACAGCUAUAGCUGCCCAUUCUGUCCUUUUGUGGGGAAGACUUACUUUGAGCUCAAGAGUCACCUGACAUUCCAUAAGCAGGAAAAGGUGUUCAAGUGCAUAGUGGGAAAGUGUGGCGAGACAUUCACCGAGCUAGAUUCCUUCUUGAGUCACGCCAAGAGUCAUGAGAGCAACAUGAUGUAUCGUUGUGGUCACUGUCCACGCACUCUGGCCUCCUUGUAUGAACUCAAUGUCCACCAACUUACACAUUCACUUUGUGUGACCAGUGACAAUCGUAGCAUCAGUGUCACCAUUGGUCGGGGCACAACUGCUGCCAAGGCCAACAACAGGCCCCACCAGUGCCCUCACUGUCUCAAUCGAUAUGCUACGCCAGAAGCAUUAGCUCAUCACCAAGCCACCUGCAGUCACAACUACCCAUGCCCAAUAUGCCGAAAAGUGUUCCCUUGUGAGCGAUAUCUUCGGCGCCAUUUAAUUGUUCAUCGAGCGUCAACACCCCACGUCUGCUCAGUGUGCCACAAAGGUUUCAAGACUGACCAUUACCUUAAGGUCCAUGCAGUUGUGCACUCUGCAGAGAAGCCUUUCCUCUGUUCCCAGUGUGGAGCUACAUUCAACCGACAGGACAAGCUGAAACGGCACUACCUUGUUCAUGAAUCAGUCAAACGAUUCAAAUGCCCUUUUGCUGCGCACCUAGGCUGCCGCAAAGAGUUCAACCGUGCUGACAAGCUGAAAUCGCACUUAUUGACUCACAGUGGCGUGAGACCCUACGAGUGCCGCACAUGUGGUCGUGGUUUCACGCAGAAACAAAGGCUGCAUGAGCAUGAGAAACUUCACUCUGACGUUCGCUCAUAUCAGUGCACCAGUUGCCAGCAGAGCUUCUUGAACCGCAAAGCACUGGAUGACCAUGCAUGCGCUGGCGCAGCCCACCACAACCGACAGGCAUGGUCUGCGGCACUUCGAGGGCAGCGGCGGCGCUUUAACAGCCCAAGGGCAGUCAAAGCAAGAGCGCGAUUGGCAAAAGGGCGAUCGACUGCAGCUGAGGAUGGCGUGGAUGAACUUGCCGGCGAGCCUGUUGAGUUAGGUAAAGGUGUGGGUGAGAAACAGCUUGACUCUACUGGGCCCAAUUUGGAAGAAUUGGAAUGUGCAGAGGAUAUUCCAACAGCACACAUUGAGAUUAUUUCAGCAACAGGAGAUUUGGACACUGCAGUUGCUGCUGUGACACAGGUGUACCAGCCUGUAGAAGAAACCGUGGUGGUCAAUGGUGUAGAGGAAACUACUAUUUUAUAUGAAGCUGUAGACGAACCUUAUAGUGAGGUAGUUUAAGAAGCAUUGCAUAUUAUGACACAUCCUUCUGGCUGCUGGCAACUUGCCAAGCAUUCUUUUCAUCACGAGACACUACUUGGUGCUAAACAUAAAUUUUGAAGGCUUUUGUCGUGUUGAUGACAUGUCUGUGUCUUGUUCAGUCUCAUGAGUACAGCUGUCGAGCUUCAGUGUCAAAGAAAGAUAUUUCCUGGCAAAGGUCAGGAAUGAUCUCUCUUUGUGUCCAAGUGUUCAAAGAGGCUUUACAAUAAUAUACAGACUUCUCGUAGCCUAAAACUGGUUGUGAAUGGAUUGUGAGACACGUUUUUUAAGCAACUUCAUUUUGCGUGCUGUGUGAACAGUGCAAGACAUGCUGUGCAUAUCUGUCAUCAUCGCACCCUCUUGAGGGCAGAACUUUUGUGACAACUACACUGUUCGUUUGCAGAUCUGUUCAUUCCUUCUGAAGGGGUGUACAGAAUUUUCUGUACGGCAAACUGUGUAUAGUUGAUUUUUUCUAGUGCUUAAGAUUAUACGACUGUAAUCUUUAGGAGAGCUUAUAGCUAUGGCAACAUAGUAGCCUCCUUAAAAGGCAGGGUUAACCUUUUUUUAUUGUGAGAACAAAACAGCACGCACAAGUAACACUAGCUACCUCCUGAAAUUUAAAUUGGCUAAAUACUAUUUAUUUAGUAUGUUAUCAAGCACAUCGCUAUGAAUAGUGGAUCUUCUUGUAUUGGAAUUUGUUUAUUGGUAUACGAAAGAGACAUGUUUAGCUGAUUUGAUAAAUUUGACCUUGUCAUCAUCUGAAAUGUCAACCUUACCUAAAGCGCAAUGCAAUUUGGAAAAGAACAUAAAAACUAGAUAGGAUGUACACUAGUCCUCAUGCUAGGUCUUUGUGAUGUAUUGAGAAAAAUAGCAUCUGCUCAGGACUAGAGUUUGUAAAUAAAGAUUUCAUUUCAUUAUAAAACCAAA